Linum trigynum is the source of this 1179-nucleotide messenger RNA. The record is from the annotation of a GenBank genome assembly. NCBI's taxonomy places the organism in Eukaryota, Viridiplantae, Streptophyta, Magnoliopsida, Malpighiales, Linaceae.
AUGGCUUACACGCAGAAAGGUGCACCUACCAAUGGAUCUGUUUAUGUGUGUAACUUGCCGGAGGGAACUGAUGAGGAUAUGCUGGCAGAGCAUUUUGGCACCAUUGGGUUGCUAAAGAAAGACAAGCGAACUGGUCGUCCCAAGAUAUGGUUGUAUCGUGACAAAACAACCAAUGAGCCGAAGGGGGAUGCUACAGUUACUUAUGAGGAUCCACAUGCAGCUCUAGCAGCUGUUGAGUGGUUCAACAACAAGGAGUUUCAUGGUAGCAUAAUUGGAGUCCUUCUGGCAGAGUCUAAGAGCAAAGAUGAACAACCAUAUAAUGUUGGGAAUGAUUCCAUUAUGCCUGGUGAUUUUGGCGGGUUGGACGAAGACGCUAAGGAUAUGAAUGGCGUUGGUGGAAGAGGUAGAGGUGGGGGUGAUGCUUCUGCAAAAGCAUGGCAACAAGAUGGGGACUGGUUGUGUCCCAAUACAAGUAGCUGCUCAAAUGUAAAUUUUGCAUUCCGUGGGGUCUGCAAUCGUUGUGGGACUCCUCGACCUUCUGGUGCAUCUGGUGGUGGCGGAGGUGCAGGAGGCCGUGGUAGGGGUCGCGGUGGUCCAGAUUCUGGGCCUGGGGCACCUGGACGGGGAUCUGGUGCCACUUCAAAGCUCUUUGGCCCAAAUGAUUGGUCUUGUCCGAUGUGUGCCAAUAUCAAUUGGGCCAAGCGUACUAAGUGCAACAUAUGCAACACCAACAAACCUGGGCACAAUGAGGGCGGUGUUAGAGGUGGGCGUGCAGGUGGUUAUAAAGAACUCGAUGAAGAGGAAAUAGAGGAAACGAGGCGUCGCCGCAAGGAAGCUGAAGAUGAUGAUGGUGAAAUGUAUGAUGAGUUUGGCAACUUGAAGAAGAAGUUCAGGGUCAAAACUCAACAAGCUGAAGUGGGCAAAGUACUACCAGGAGCUGGGCGUGCUGGGUGGGAGGUCGAGGAACUAGGGGAGAAAGAUGGUAGGGAAAGGAGCCGAGAAAGAGGGAGGGAUCGGAACAGCAGCAGGAACAGAGAACGUGACGAUAGUGACAGGCGCCGCAGCCGAAGCAGAGAGCGGGAUAAUAGGGGAAGAGAACGAGAUUAUGAUUAUGAUCAAGAUAGAGAAUACGGCCGCGACAGGGACCGUGAUCGCGACCGGAAUAGGUACCGAUACUGA